Molecule: messenger RNA, 1556 nt
Organism: Solea senegalensis (Senegalese sole)
Lineage: Eukaryota; Metazoa; Chordata; Actinopteri; Pleuronectiformes; Soleidae
Gene: lman2la
Product: lectin, mannose-binding 2-like a
Exons: 9
Coding region: 89-1114 (341 amino acids)
Biological process (GO): endoplasmic reticulum organization; Golgi organization; endoplasmic reticulum to Golgi vesicle-mediated transport
Cellular component (GO): endoplasmic reticulum membrane; endoplasmic reticulum-Golgi intermediate compartment; COPII-coated ER to Golgi transport vesicle
Molecular function (GO): D-mannose binding
Source: RefSeq, a predicted model, not a curated record
UGGCCGCCGCCUACAGCAGUAACAGCAGCAGCAGCACUGCAGCGCGUCCAUUAUAUCUUCGCUCAAUUUGAUCUUCACAGGGAAGAAGAUGCUUUUUAAAUCACUCUGGACCUUCACCGUUCUUAUCCUCACAUUCAGUCUGGGUUUCGCCGAUGACGACCAUGAAAUGGAGGAGUUUCUGAAGCGGGAGUAUUCCCUUUCAAAGCCUUACCAAGGUGUGGGAUCCUUAGGCUCCUCCCACUGGGAGCUGAUGGGGGAUGCCAUGGUAACCACGGAACAGGUGCGCCUCACACCUGACAUGCAGAGCAGACAGGGGGCAGUGUGGAGCCGCAUUCCUUGCCAUCUGAAGGACUGGGAGAUGCAGGUGCACUUUAAGAUUCAUGGGCAAGGAAAGAAGAACCUGAAUGGUGAUGGGCUGGCCAUUUGGUAUACGAUGGAACGCAUGCAGAAAGGUCCUGUUUUUGGAAAUAAGGACAAUUUCACAGGCUUGGGUGUGUUUGUGGACUCGUAUCCCAACGAGGAGAAGCAACUCGAGGCACAGAAAAAGAGAUACACUCCUCGCACACAGAGGAUUUUCCCCUUUGUUCUGGCCAUGGUGGGGAACGGCAGCAUCAGCUAUGACCAUGAGCGCGACGGUCGGACAACAGAGCUGGGCGGCUGUAACGCCAUGGUGCGCAACCUCAAACAUGACACCUUCCUCUUCAUCCGUUAUGUUCGCCGCAGGCUCACGGUGAUGAUAGAUAUUGAUGGGCAGCACGAGUGGAGGGACUGUCUCGACAUACCGGGGGUGCGGUUGCCACAAGGCUAUUAUUUUGGUGCCUCAGCCAUUACUGGAGAUCUUUCAGAUAACCAUGAUAUCAUUUCCCUGAAACUCUACCAACUGACGGUGUUACGCAGUCAAAAGGAAGAGCAAGAGGAGGAGGAAGAUGUGAUAACUAUUCCCAGUGUUGAUAACCUGGAACUGCUGAGAUUGGUUCAGACUGAGGAGGGGAUGAGCGGCAUCUCCAUUUUCUUCACCGUGCUCUUCUCGAUGCUGGGUUGCGUGUUCCUCGUCGUCAUCGGCGUGGUGGUGUACAGCCACUGGAACGAGAGCCGCCGCAAGCGCUUUUACUGAAGGAGGGGUGAGACGGGACGGAGGACAGCGAUUGUGGUAACUACUGUACUCAGGUCCACGGACCUCGACUGCUCAAAAGUGAAAUACUGCUGCCGGCCACUAGAGCGCAGUAGAUUGUUGUAUCGUGACAGGAGAUGGAGUAAAAGUGUCACCUGCUACAAAAAGCCUCUCUCCAACUUUGCCAUCGGUAGUCAUGAAGCAGCAGGAGGACUCACCCGCUGCACUGGUGAUGACACAGCAGACAAACACUAACGGUGUGUUACACCACUCCUUGUGAGCGUCGACAUUUCACCUCUUUUUUUUUUUUUUGGAUCGCUGAUGACAUUUUUUGUAGAUUUGAGAGUUCUAAAUAUAAAGAGUACCUGAUGUGCCGCUGCUCCAGAUUCAUUGGCCAUCUGCAAGUAUGACUUCAUCUGCUGAAUAAAGAUACAAAUCUACUCUU